This is a messenger RNA of Octopus sinensis (East Asian common octopus), 1664 nucleotides long. RefSeq names its product transmembrane protein 183. NCBI's taxonomy places the organism in Eukaryota, Metazoa, Mollusca, Cephalopoda, Octopoda, Octopodidae. The record is from RefSeq and is a predicted model, not a curated record. The coding region runs from base 283 to 1362 and encodes 359 amino acids. The transcript is spliced from 5 exons. Gene Ontology annotation, cellular component: SCF ubiquitin ligase complex. Gene Ontology annotation, biological process: regulation of protein stability.
UAAUUUUUAAUAAUUAUUUUUGAAAUUAUUAAUAUUUUUCAUUCUGACUAACCAGUUAUACUGCGCUGUGUAAUGUAAUCCGUUCGAAUCAAUUUCCUUGAAGAUUACAUGUACACAGGAAGCCUGUUGGAUAGCAGUGUAAAAGUGCCGUCUUAUUAGCAAUUGAGGCGUAACUAGCCGUGUUUCAUCACAUUAUGGAAGUUGUCUGUCUAUCGAAUGACUUACAAUAAAUUCGAACAGCAUUAAUUGCCGUGAGGUCAUGUUUUGCACCAACAUGUGGAAAUGUCAAAAGAGUUCAAGAAAGAGCUAAAAAAUAAAAAACGAAGGGAUGUCCUUUUAACAGAUUUUACCCUCCAUGAUUAUUCGGCUUCUGGAAGAUUCAAGAAAGCACAUAUCAAUGCUUUCCAUAAAGAAGCUAAACAGUUACAAACAAUUCCAACUUUAGUUCAAGAUGUUGUUGAAAAUUGGUUUGAAAAAGAUGCAGAUGACUUCGAUACAGACACAGUUUCUUCAAAAGGAGAGGAUGACGAUGAAGAGGAAAAGAAAAAAAUAAUUAACGAUGAAACAAAUAAAUCAAGUAAAUCUGAAAAUAUCAGGAGAAAAACAAAAUUGAAAAACGUUGUACCUGAUGAUUCUGGAUUUAUUUAUCCUGCUGAUGUUUGGCAUAUUCUAUCAUUGUAUAUCCAUCCUGAAGAUGUUUGGCGAUUUGCUUCUAUCUGCAAAUAUGCAAAUAUUGCAAUCCAUACUGUAAGCUUUUGGCGUCAUCUCUAUCAUAGGCAUUGUUAUGACUUGACUCUGCUUCCAAGGAAUCUGAUGCCUUUUAAUUUGGAAUGUAUCCAUGGACUUCGAGCUCGAGUUAUACGGUCACUUCAUCAUGCAUAUCCACCUCUCUUGAACAAGACCAUCAAAUUCUCUGUAGAUGAUAUUCCAAACCAACUUGAAGGGCAACGAUGCAUUCUUUUCUGGCAAACUCAAAUGGCUGACAAUCAAAGCUGGAAUUUCUACUUUAAGUUCAAAAGGGACUCUACAUUCUCGAACAAACUAAGCCAUUCUCGUAAACGCAAUGAUUUCUUGAAUGGCUAUGAUGACAUGUUUCACAACCCUGAAAAAGAUUGUACAGUACUUUUAGUAACUUGUAAGAACUAUUCCUUUGUUCCUGUUGUCAUGGGCUAUGUACUAAACAAACUAAGUGUAGCGGUCAGCCAGACAAUGCGCUAUCAUAGGAUGAAACUUAGUUUCAAUACUCGUUUUUUUAAUAACAGCAAUUCUUCAGGAGGUCCCGGAGAAGAAAUGAUCGUCUUAGAUCCUGUGAUGAGCUGGCAGUGUAUGGGAUGGUGGCAUCGUAAUUAUCCCAGUGUGUGAAAUCUGUUUUAUUGGCCAAGGAACUCAUAUCGUCUAAGAACAUUAUAGAAAAUAAAUAAUAAAUAUUGUUGUGAAACUGUGAAACCCAAAGAAGCUAUUUUUGAUCUCUCUCUCUCUCUCUUUCUCUCUCUCAGCAAAUAGUUGAGACACACUGUUCACAAGUUCAAAUAAGCUUAGUUUGCCCUGAGGAAGAGGAGCAGUCUGACAUCUUCAGGUAGGGCAUUACAUCAGAGGGUGAAAAAUUACUGCAGAUGCUAAAUCAGAUACAGUGCUGAGUAUGUGGUGAAGUGGGGGCGGCGGGG